CGGCGGCGCCCGCGUUCCGCCAAUCGCGGCGCCGCUCGCGCGCGGGCCGAGCGGCUGCGCCGGUCGUGCGGCGGGCGCGCUCGCCAUGGGCACGGUGCCGUCGGCGCUGAAGCAGUGCCUGAGCCACCAGCACCUCCUCAGGGAGCCGCUCUGGAUCGGGGAGCCGCCCGCGGCCGCGCACGCCGCGCAGGAACCUCAAGCAUCUGGACUACCUGAGUACAUAAAGAUUGUAGAAGUUGGGCCAAGGGAUGGAUUACAAAAUGAAAAGGUGAUAGUCCCAACUGAUAUAAAAAUUGAGUUAAUCAACCGGCUUUCCAAAACAGGCCUGCCUGUAGUAGAAGUGACCAGUUUUGUUUCAUCCAAAUGGGUGCCUCAGAUGGCAGAUCACAAAGAAGUAAUGAGGGGCAUUGAGCGGCAUCCUGGAGUCCAGUAUCCGGUUCUCACGCCUAAUCUUCAAGGUUUUCAUUCUGCUAUUGCAGCAGGAGCUACAGAAGUCUCAGUAUUUGGCGCAGCAUCUGAAUCUUUUAGCAAAAUGAAUAUUAAUUGUUCAAUUGAAGAAAGCAUAGAAAAGUUUGAAGAAGUUGCUAAAUCUGCAAGGAAUAUGAAUAUUCCAGUGCGUGGGUAUGUGUCAUGUGCGCUGGGAUGCCCAUAUGAAGGAAACAUCACACCAGCUAAAGUGGCAGAAGUAUCUAAGCACCUGUACAGUAUGGGCUGUUAUGAAAUCUCUCUGGGAGAUACAAUUGGUGUGGGGACUCCUGGAAGUAUGAAAAAAAUGUUGGAAGCUGUUAUGAAAGAAAUUCCUCUGAGCGCUCUUGCUGUUCACUGUCAUGACACGUAUGGCCAGGCGUUAGCCAAUAUCCUCACAGCCAUACAGAUGGGAGUUUCUGUAGUGGAUUCAUCUGUUUCAGGACUUGGUGGUUGUCCCUAUGCAAAAGGUGCUACUGGAAAUGUAGCCACAGAGGAUGUGAUAUACAUGCUUAAUGGUCUGGGAAUCAAUACAGGAGUAAAUCUUUAUGGAGUGAUGGAAGCUGGAAAUUUCAUCUGCACAGCUUUGAACAAGAAAACAAACUCAAAGGUUGCACAAGCUUCCUUCAAUACUGGGACUGUCAAUUAAAUGGAUUUUUUUUUUUGCAGCUUGAUCACAUUUUUCAUCUACUUUGACCAAGGACAUUUGUAUCAGGAAAGCAAACAUAAGAAAACCACUUCAGCAAAGAACAAAAUAGAAUAUAUAAUUUUUUUAUUAUGGGAAGAAUUAUUGUACUGUACUGUCUUGUUAAGAAUUGUCUGAUUUGUAAGUAAGAAAUAAAUGACUGUGGUAGAGAACCACAUGCUUGGUUCUUCUACAAAGGAAAAAAAAUGAAUUUUUAGUUCUUUUCAGGAAAACUGGAUAGAAACAGUGAAUACAUUGUUAAUUUUUAAUCAAGAUGACUUUCAGAACAGUACAAAUAUUUGCAGUAGUUUAUGAGAUCCCAUGCUGUGUGUGGCCAUUCUAUUGUGUUUUAUUUAUCUGAAUCUUUACUUUUCAUUUGUCAAGUUACUUGUGUUAUGAACAUGGAGACAAAUCUGAAUUCACCAUAAGAAUUUUUUAGCAACAGAACAUUUUUAAUUUUGUUUUGUUUAACAUCUGUGAAAUUAUAGAUAACUUUAGUUUGUUCCAAGACAUUGUGGUGAGUGGCAGUCUGCCAGAUCCUUCAAAUAUAAUGCAAAUUUUCUUAUUUGUUAUGUAUGUUAAAUUUGUUGUAGUUGCCUUUUCUCGUCAAAUUAUUAAAACCUAAUUAUAUGAAGCAAACAAAAA
Messenger RNA from Pipra filicauda (Wire-tailed manakin), 1795 nucleotides. It is a transcript of the gene HMGCLL1, whose product is annotated as 3-hydroxymethyl-3-methylglutaryl-CoA lyase like 1. Gene Ontology annotation, molecular function: hydroxymethylglutaryl-CoA lyase activity. The transcript is spliced from 9 exons. The record is from RefSeq and is a predicted model, not a curated record. Gene Ontology annotation, cellular component: cytosol; endoplasmic reticulum. The coding region runs from base 86 to 1114 and encodes 342 amino acids. Gene Ontology annotation, biological process: L-leucine catabolic process; ketone body biosynthetic process. Lineage: Eukaryota; Metazoa; Chordata; Aves; Passeriformes; Pipridae.